This is a messenger RNA of Frieseomelitta varia, 6360 nucleotides long. RefSeq names its product ecdysone receptor-like (gene Ecr). Gene Ontology annotation, cellular component: nucleus. Lineage: Eukaryota; Metazoa; Arthropoda; Insecta; Hymenoptera; Apidae. The record is from RefSeq and is a predicted model, not a curated record. Gene Ontology annotation, biological process: positive regulation of transcription by RNA polymerase II; ecdysone receptor signaling pathway; cell differentiation. The transcript is spliced from 4 exons. The coding region runs from base 33 to 884 and encodes 283 amino acids. Gene Ontology annotation, molecular function: nuclear receptor activity; ecdysone binding; RNA polymerase II cis-regulatory region sequence-specific DNA binding.
UCCAGGAGAAGGACAAACCGAACAGUACAACGAUGAACGGUUCCCCAGGCAGUGGGAUACGCAGCGACCAGAUGGGCGUGAAGAUCGAGCCGGCGGAAGCAGAAUCGUUGUCCACGUCUGGUAGCAGCGGCAUUCUAACGCCGGUCAGCCCCUACGGCUACGUGAAGCCGAUCAGCCCGGAGCAGGAGGAGCUGAUACACAGGCUCGUGUAUUUCCAGAACGAGUACGAGCAACCCAGUGAGGAGGAUCUCAAGAGGAUCACUCAUCAGCCCUCAGAGGGAGAGGAUAUCAGUGACUACAAGUUCAGGCACAUCACCGAGAUCACAAUCCUGACGGUGCAGUUGAUCGUCGAGUUCUCGAAGAGGUUACCCGGCUUCGACGAGCUGAUGCGCGAGGAUCAGAUCGCCCUGCUGAAAGCCUGCUCCAGCGAGGUGAUGAUGCUUCGAAUGGCGAGGAAGUACGACGUACAAACGGAUAGCAUAAUAUUCGCCAACAAUCAGCCUUACACCAGGGACAGCUACAACGUGGCAGGCAUGGGCGAGACGAUCGAGGAUUUACUACACUUCUGCCGGCAAAUGUACGCCAUGAAAGUGAACAACGCUGAGUACGCGUUGCUGACGGCCAUCGUCAUAUUCUCAGAGAGGCCGAACCUGCUUGAAGGCUGGAAGGUCGAGAAGAUCCAAGAGAUCUAUCUGGAGGCGUUGAAGGCGUACGUGGACAACAGGCGCAGGCCGAAGUCCGGCACGAUCUUUGCGAAGCUUCUGUCGGUGUUGACCGAGCUGCGAACCCUCGGCAACCAGAACAGCGAGAUGUGCUUCAGUCUGAAGUUCAAGAACAAAAAACUGCCACUAUUCCUCGCCGAGAUCUGGGACGUGACACCCUAGUUCCCCCGUGGCCGAUCACCGUCGGCUAACAGUGUUGUUUUUUCAUCGCGAUUCCGCGCGGCGUCCGGCACGACGACGUGGCUUACAGAGCGCAGCGUCAUCGACAGACGUGGACCGUGGACGUGGAGAACCUCCUGUACUAGUGCACCACCAUGCCACUGCCUGAGUAGUAGAUUACCGAUGUCUUUGAGCAGCAUCGGCUUGUUCAGAAUUCGCUUCUCACCUUCUCUACGCUCUGCACCGGCCUCUUGAAGCAGGUCGCAUGAGAGCCUAGUUUUUUUUCGGCAGUGCUAGUUUGGAGCUAGACGCGGAGGAUGAUGCGGAGGAUAAUGAAAAACGAGAAAGAAAGAAAGAAAAAAAAAAGAACAAGAGAAAAGAAAAGAGUCAGGAAGAAGGCAGUGGCGAGGCACCCAGGCUGUGAUACGUAGAGACAGUACAGAGACUGUAAUAAGGAGCUACAGUUAUGUUAUUACUAUAUCCUCUACCUGGCUACCCCCGGAAUCGAUAUGUAAAUGUAUAAUGUGUAAUUGUAAUAAGGGAAAGAGGCGGGCGCGUUGUAAGAGCAACCAAGCGAGUACGAAUGUGCGACCGGAGAAUCUAUAGCUAUGGAGACCAGAGUGUGUGAAAGAGCGUGUGUCUGUUGAUCGUAUGCGUGCACAGUUUUCGGCUGAAAUUGUGACUGAUCAACGAGAUAAUCACGACGAUGAUUAAUGAUUUAAUCGCACUCUGUGUAGCUUUGCGCUAGCAGAUAGAGAUAGAGAGCGAGCGUGUGAGAGAGAGAGAGAGAGAGAGAGAGAGAGAGAGAGAGAGAGAGAGAGAGACGAGGUAGGCCAUGGCCAGCUGUUGAGCAGCGAUCUGGCCUAGCCGAUGUACGAAUCGAGUGCGAAGUGACAAAGAAACAAAAAGAAAAAAAAAUGAUGACGAUGAAGAAGAAGAUGAUGAUGAUGAUGAUAAUGAAAAAUAAUAACAAACGAUACGAUUAUACAUAAUGAUACCAUAGAGUAUCACAGCAUAAUAAUAUAUUGCUAGCAUGUACAUUGUUUAUACGAGAAAAGAAAAGUUUUGGAGAGACAGAGAGAGAGAGAAAGAGAGAGAAAGAGAGAGUGAAUGAAUGAUGAAGAGUUGAAGAGUUGAUCGUUGAUGAUGGUGGAAAUGGUUUUUUCCGCGACGAAUAGGUAUAUAUUCAGAAGACGAGGCUUGGCAUUUGCGCGCGUCCGGGUUUUCUUUUUUCGCAAACUGGCAAUGAAAAGGGGGAGAGAGACAGAGAGAGAGAGAGAGAGAGAGAGAAAGGAAUAAAGAAAGGAGAGAAAAAAAGAAAUGCGUAGUAGCAGCGUAGAACGUUAAGUAAAGUAAAAGUAAGCAAGGCUAGUUGGUAGUAGGUCGUAGUAAGUCAGUGAAGCUAGGCUAGGUGACCGAGUUCAAGUGCAAAGCCUUGUGCCUUCAGCAGCGGACAUCGGCUCACCGAGAAAAAAAAAACGAAACCAUGAAAUUUAACCGUCCGUUUUAAUUUUUUAAUAAUAAAAAAAAAAGAUGAAAAAAUCAACAAAAUCAAGCAAAAUAUUAAGUAAAUCUUGUGCAAACGUGGGAGAGAAAGAUUUAGAACGAGAGAGCGAAAGAGAGAGAGAGAGAGAGAGAGAGAGAAAACUAUGAGCGAAAGAGUGGGAGUGUGUGAGAAAACGGGAACUGUUAAAUUGCGUUUAGACGGUGAGAAAGGAUCGAGAGCGAAAAAUGUAAGAACGACCGAGUGAAUGGAUAAGAGAACACCGAAUUGAAGUGAGAAGGCAGAUUUCGCGAGAAGCUGACAGAAAUUGGAAUUUAGAAAAAAAAAGAGAGGGAAGAAGAUCUUUUCGAAAGAGAAACACGAAACAGAGUCGCGCCAGAUCAGCUGCAGACGAAUGUUGGUGUAGGAGGGUACGCUUCGACGUGUUGGGUCUCCAAGAUUAACCAGACCCUGGGACAUACAUACAAUGCUAGCAUUAAAAAUACACAUACUCGAUCGCUGAGAGCAAGAAGGCUGAUGGACGAAGCUGACAUUGAGAGAUGCAUCUCUCAAUCAGUGGACUUUCCAGUUGGCUCAUACACGAACAAAGAGUGACGAACACACAUACACACGCGCGCACGCACUUAGUUUCACUGAAGAAUCGGCUAAUUCGGGGAAGACACGGGCGCAUACACACAUCGGGGACACUAAACGUGAGCCACACACUGUACACUAAGAUUCUCAAUGUUGUAACACUGUAACUCUAUGCUAUUAACGUGAUCGUACGCCAGUUGUAAUUCCGUAGUAAGUUAAACGAAGCAAAACCAAAAAAAGAAAAAAUAUGAAAAAAAAAAAUGAUAAAUAAUGUGCGUGCAGAAUUUCGUUAAGUCUAGGGAGGAGAAAAAAGAGAAGAAGAAGAAGGCGAUUUAUUUUGGCGACAAAGACCUGGACGAAGGAACGACGUGCAAAACGAUGAGACUGGAUAACACGUAGAACGAUGGACGAGAGGAAGACUUACUAGUACUUCGCCUAGAGCAGAAUAGAGACAUCCUAUAGACACCGUGUUUUACUAUUGUACAGUUAUACAGCUGAAUGAUUCGCGAAAUAAUUCAAGCGGCACGUUACUAUAUAUCGCAGUAACAUCGUUUUAUCUCCGAAUCUGGUCGUUCCAGGGCCAACAGAAGGAUUUCAUGUUCGAUACUCGAGACGAGUCACGUGACCCGAUAUGAUCACCACCAGUCGUCACGUCCAUUAGGUUACGACAUUCUUUGACCGCCCCGGAUCGACUUGGUUCGGACAGGGACAAUCGAGACGUCCCAUCGUGUCUACGAUGAAAGAUCUACACAAACUAACGCCGCAAGGCAGACACUGCCACAUCGCAGAACAUCGUAGAAAGAAGCUUUGACGACUAUUUGCGAGACAGAACUGUUGGGAAGUUGAGAAAAAGACACCCAGACCAUCACUACCAUCGCCUACCAAUGUGAUUGUUGCUCGAAGUAAUUCACAUUGUUCUCCAGACGUCAGCGAGAUGAUAACACCUUUAGGAACUCGAUCAGUGUUUUGGACCAUUGCUGGAAGCCGAUAUAUCUAUAUAUAUAUAUAUAUAUAUACAUAUAUGCUUGAAUCUGAAGAUGACCAAUUGGAGCGAUCAAAUUUGAAAACAAAGGGAUUGUAGUCUGUCGGUAGAAUCUUUUGAAAGGAUGGCUCCAGCAAUGAGCAGAAACUGAGGAGGCCCAGAUAGAGACACCAGACAUAUUUGCACACACUUGUUGUACCACGAAAAACACACCAAGUGGUGUUUUUGGACAUCGCCGUUUUUGCUAUAGAGGGAGAGAGUCAGAUUGGAACGGAAGGAUUAUCUUGAAGCACGACGACAUUGCCUAUUGUAUACACCUGUAAAAGUAGCUGACAGUCGUCGAUCCGUGGUUGACAAAAGUGUUGGUUUGGUCACGGGUCGACGACGAAUUAACACGUUCGUUCGAAACUCUAAAGUCUUUACAGAGUUUUAACGUUUAAGCGUAAUGCGCCCGGGUAGCUUGUAAAAAUCUACUUCCUUUCGACUGUCGGUGGACAUUCCGCAGAGGCAUUUCACUCACAUUGCCAUUGCUGAAGAGUUGUUGAGGUCGUUCUCUCACGUGCGAGUGACGUAGACUGAGGUUUAGUUCGGGAUUGGAAUCAGCUUUGGUUAGAAUGAUCAAGAUCUGAGCAGGAUACGCUACUUUUAUUUACUUAAGACAAUCUGUCUUUAACCUGUUGACUGAAAUCUUGUAUUUCCAUACGUUCAUCAGUUUCAGAAAAAUAUUUGCACAUUUUUCUCUUGUCUUCUGAAGAGACAAAAUGAUCAAGGGGGGACUUUUUGGACAAUGGGCCACAAUGGGUAGAUGAAAUUCUAGUUGUAAUUUUUUAAUAUUAGCUACGUUCUUCGUUUGUUCUUGUUACAUUUACAAAAUAAAGAAAAAUCUUAUAACAGUAGUUUAACUGUUUGGCACUUGUAUCGGCCACAGACAGGAGGACCCAUCUUUCAAGAAGCUUCUCAAUUAUCUUUCAGAUACGAUUUUUAAAUUACGCAUCAACUUUGAAAGAAAGAAACACGAUUAACAGGUUAACAGAACAGAUUUAUAUAUGAGUGUCGACUCUUUUUCCAGGGAACUUGAUUGUUUUCACCAGAGAAAGCAAAAAAAGUACCCUUAGUGAUCAGUUAAAAAUUCUAGAUACUUGAUCGUGGCUAACCGAAGACGGUAAAUCGUCCUUUGGAUGAUACAAUGCCAAAGUGAAAAUCGUGCAAUACAAAAAGAAAAAAAAAAAAGUCUGUGGUGUUCGGUUUGCUAAACGAGAGAACGACACUGAUGAAAGAAGAUCUCUGUAACGUCGAGCGCAGGAAAAUUCGUCACGGACCGUCGACGGCAGGUCGUCAUCAACACAGACUCUUUCGUUUUCUAGAACCGACCUCGAGUCCGCGCGAAGAAUCUUCGCCGCGAUUCCCGAUGCGGCGACACCGUCGCGCGAAGUUCGCGUGGCGGCCGCGAGAUGCCGGCGUUGAGAUACGACGACUCGUGGUAGCCUCGAGCGACGUUUUCCUCUCGCGUUAGAUGAGUUUGACGUCUACGAGAUCGGCCCGGGAAUCAAGGUGAACCGCAUCCUUCGUCGAAUCAAAAACCGGUCACACGUUACUCCGUAUACGAGUGCGAACUGAUAGAGAGAGAGAGAGAGAGAGAAAAAGAGAUGAAAAAGAAGAGAGAAAGGAGAAGCAAAAGAGAGACGGGAUGCAAGAGUGUGUGAGUGAAGGGGCGACGAGCGAACGAGAGAGAGAGAGAGAGAAAGAGAGAACGUACACAUAUACCACACAGAGGCACGCAUACAUACAGAUGGACUCACCACAUACACACACAACACACGUGGACAGAACACCUUUUGAAACGAAAGAAAAACUACAUGCAAUUCUACGAUCACUGCCAAGGGCGUUAACUGUCGACGUCGAUUUCUCAUUGUCUAGAUGUGUCGUAGUCGUCGUAUUUCUCGCACGUUGCUGCAAACUGCAGUCAAACAAAGUGAUAAUAUCAGAGCGAAGGAAAAGAGCAGAAACUGUGAACGUUAGAGACAAAGGACAUAGAGACAUGGCUGCUACCACGCGCGUUAUAUCUGACGACAUCUAGAGAUAGAUCAGAAAUGGCUGACAGAGAGAGAGAGAGAGAGAGAGUUGUUUUAAUUUAUUGGAAGCUGUAGAAGAAACGGAGGAAGCUUAUAAAUUGAAGAUUAUUAUAAAUAAAGUUAAAUGGAUUAUACUUUGUUAUGGUAGUCCGGAUGCAUUAUUCUUCUGGGUUUUAUAAACGCCGUUGGCGAAACGAUAUUCUCCGUCAUCUUUUCUUUUUUUUCUUCUGUUCUCGCCCGCGCGAAUAAUGUACCGAUUUAUAUAAUAUGUACAUAAUUGUUAUUUGUAAAACGAGAGAAUGAGAGAGGAAGAGAGAAAAUGUAAGAAGCCCUGAGAAUUUUAAUCGA